AUGUGGAGACGAACCUACCUACUGUUACUGCUGAUCCGUGUUUACUUCGCGCUCUCGCCCAGCUAUCUACAUCCCGAUGAGCAUUUCCAAGGCCCGGAGGUUUUUGCCGGUCGCAUUUUCGGAUACCCCUCCAAACUCACAUGGGAAUUCACUACCGAUUUUCCUAUUCGCAGCGUCUUUCCAUUAUGGCCAAUCUACGAUGUUCCCAUGAGCCUGCUGAAAUGGUUCUACAUGGAGAUCGGGGCGGGCAGCCCGCCACCACAACUGGUGUAUUAUGCGCUGCGAGGUGGAAUGUUCCUGCUGAGCUUUGUGCUGGAGGAUUGGGCGAUCUAUGAGUUGGUGCCUUCUCCGCGGCACCGGCGCGCUGCAGUUGUCCUGGUGGCCUCGUCCUAUGUCACCUGGACAUAUCAGACGCACACAUUCUCCAACUCUUUAGAGACCCUGUUGGUGACCUGGGGCCUGGUGCUGAUUCGUCGCAUCGUUGAGAACAAGCAUACCUCUUUCUUUUCCUACGCCGUCCUCUCCUUCAUCGCGGUGGUCGGUGUCUUUAACCGCAUCACCUUUCCUGCUUUUCUUCUCUUCCCGGGCCUACAAUUGCUGCCCUACUUCCAGCGCAAGCCAACGUCCUUGGCGGUCUUCGUCGGCUUCGGGCUUCUCUUCACCUCGAUAGGUAUCUUCAUUGAUACAUCCUUCUACCGACCUACGGCUUCAUUCUUGGAAAUUGUGCGCCAUCCAAUUAUCACCCCUCUUAAUAACAUUCUCUACAACUCCGACUCCUCGAACCUGGCACUACAUGGCCUUCACCCGCACCACCAACACUUCGUUGCCAACCUCUUCCAGCUCCUCGGCCCCGCAUACAUCGCUAUGAUCCUUUCACUAUUCAGCUGGCCGAUCGUGCCACCAUGGAUGCGUAAUACGCGUGCCCUCUCUGCGGUCUCCGCGACUGUCCUACUCUCCAUCUUCCCGCACCAGGAGCCACGCUUCCUGAUUCCCUGCGUGCCCCUCCUUCUUAGCUGCGUUCGUAUGCAUCGCUCACGGAUAUUUCUGGCUGUGUGGAUUAUAUUCAAUGCAGUCAUGGGCUUCUUAAUGGGUGUGUACCACCAAGGCGGUGUUGUCCCAGCCCAACUUGCCAUGCGGUCCAUUGUCGAAAACAACGCAGCGGCCCAGGGCAUCAAGUCUCACCCAGACGCCACUGUCUUCUGGUGGAAGACCUACUCCCCGCCACACUGGCUCCUUGGUGCUCAACAGGGAAACCACACCGGCCAAAUUGACACCCUGGAUCUAAUGGGUAUCCCGGGUCUAGAAAUGAUCCAACAGCUCGAAACAGCUGUUCCUAGCUGCCCAAAUUCCUCCCCAGUAUAUCUAGUCGCUCCUUCCUCCGCGACAUUCCUCGAUCAAUACUCCUCCCCUUCGUCUCUCUCCGCCCCCCACUCACCCAACCUCCAACUUUACCGCCUGUGGUCAUACAGCCAACACCUAAACCUAGACGACCUCGACUUUGGCGAUGACGGUGUCCUCGAGACACUGAACAGGGUCAUCGGCCGCCGCGGGCUGGGCGUUUGGUCCGUUCGUCGAGCUUGCAAAUAA
This is a messenger RNA of Penicillium pulvis, 1587 nucleotides long. RefSeq names its product glycosylphosphatidylinositol-alpha 1,2 mannosyltransferase smp3 (gene smp3). Gene Ontology annotation, molecular function: alpha-1,2-mannosyltransferase activity. The transcript has 4 exons. The coding region runs from base 1 to 1587 and encodes 528 amino acids. Gene Ontology annotation, cellular component: endoplasmic reticulum membrane. The record is from RefSeq and is a predicted model, not a curated record. Lineage: Eukaryota; Fungi; Ascomycota; Eurotiomycetes; Eurotiales; Aspergillaceae. Gene Ontology annotation, biological process: GPI anchor biosynthetic process.